Molecule: messenger RNA, 1422 nt
Organism: Bipolaris victoriae FI3
Lineage: Eukaryota; Fungi; Ascomycota; Dothideomycetes; Pleosporales; Pleosporaceae
Exons: 5
Coding region: 1-1422 (473 amino acids)
Molecular function (GO): nucleic acid binding
Source: RefSeq, a predicted model, not a curated record
AUGCGCAAAAGCAUCUCUACUCAAGCUAGACAUAGUAACGCUCCUCGUACUACUAUUUAUUAUCAGCAUCAAGGUCGACCCUCAAAGAAGGCCACAGCUAAGAGACAGCAAUACCUAAGUCCCGCCAAGGAGAAAGCCCUUAUUAAUUUCCUGCUACAAAUGAGUGCCAGUGGAUCCCUAAUCCGUAUUAAGUACAUACCCUCCCUCGCCUUCUACAUCGCCCGCCAACGAAUAAUCAAGAGGGAGCUCCGUAGACCAGAUAUCCUGCUAGAGAACGUCUACAAUAUAGAUAAGACAAGAGUCACGCUGAGCAUGCUUGGCACUAUUAAAGUCCUUAUAGGUAAGGAUAACCAACGAGACUAUAAAGGUGCGGGCGUUAAGCGGAUAAUAGUAACCGCUAUCGAAUACGUAUCAGCAAGUAUAUUCGAUCCCCAAACUAAGGCUCGAGCGAAUUAUAAACCGCGCCUACUAAUCUAUACUAGCUUCAGUACGUAUAAAACUCUAGAAGUUCUUAAGUUCUAUUUUAAAACCAAUAUUACCCUAUACAGACUGCCCUCUUAUACCUCUCACAAGCUACAGCCAUAUAAUACAUCAGUGUUCGGCCCACUAAAGACUACAUAUCGAGAUCAGGUCGAGCGACUUUACCGUGGAGGCCUAACAAAUAUUAACAAAGAGCACUUCACUACUAUAUAUAGCCUAGCGAGAGAAAGUGCGAUAACUAAGAAGAACAUACUUGCAGGCUGGGCGAAGACUAGACUAUUUCCGUUCAAUCCAGAAAGGGUUCUUCGUGAUCUUACAAAGCUAGACGCUCCCCUGGCUGUUGAAAACAAUUGUGGAGAUACUAUGCAGGGUGAAACAACCCAGACGCCAGUAACGCCCGUCUCUACAGAGGCCCUGAUAGGUUUGCUAGAUCAGAUCAAGCAUAGCUCUUAUAAUGGUGACGAGCGAGGCAAAGCUCGUCACGAGAGACUCGUUCAAAAGCUUGCCAAUACUGCCCAACGAUCGUUUGCCCAACAAGCACUAGACCAGAAUUAUAUUAGAAUCCUCAAAGAUGCGAACAACGAAGCCAAGACUCGCCGUAAGACAAAGUCUGAAAUCCUUCAGAAAGUCGAAAAGGAUAGAAAGGGGAGGGUAGUGAGCUAUAAUUAUCUUGAGACAGUUCGGGCAGAUCGUGCGAGGAAGAAAGUGGCUCAAGAGGCCAAAGAAGCCCAAGGCAAAGGGAAACGCAGUCGACAAAAAGCAGCUACAGAGGCCGAUGAAGCAGGUGUCUCACGAUUAACAAUUAGCGGCCUGCAACGUACACUUGCGCUAUACCAAAACGGCUCAACUUGUGGCACGAAGCUCGAGAGGCUUCGUCCGGCCGUCACUUCGACGCACGGUUGUGUUACAAGUAACAAGAAGGAUUAUCUCCUUGACAAGUGA